GAAACGUUUUCAGGAUUUGCGUCUUUUUCCUCCACAGUGUGUCACAUGCAGACACACACAUGAUCCGAGCGUGUACCUGCAGGCUGUGAGGAGUGUGUGUGUGUGCGUGUGUGUGCGUUCAGAUCCUCCACUGAACACGCCCUGAUAGGAAAAGGUAGAAUCACACACACACAGACACACACACCACACCGAGCCCCUGAUCAGUGAGGAGCGGAGCCGCUUCACCUGAACGCAGCAGCCCCGAUGCUCCCACGCAGGCUCCCGCCAGCACCGCCAAUGAAACCAGUCCACUUCCACGCACUCUGGAGUUUAACGUCGCGUGCAGCUCGGAGCACCUGGACGCUGCAGCAGGAGUAAAGCUGGUUGUGUCGGAGGAGCGUUCAAAUCCACCCGGCUGAGGCUGAGCACCAUGAGCAGGAAGACACGGCGCUGGAUUUUCCAUUUUUUCCUCUGCCUUGGAAUAGUGUAUCUGAAAAUCGGGGGUCUGUCGACGGUGGUCGCGCUGGGAGCGAGCAUCAUCUGCAAUAAAAUCCCCGGCUUGGCCCCCCGUCAGAGGACGAUCUGCCAGAGCCGACCCGACGCCAUCAUCGUUAUCGGGGAGGGAGUUCAGAUGGGGAUCAAUGAGUGUCAGUUCCAGUUCAGACACGGACGCUGGAACUGUUCGGCCCUUGGAGAGAGAACCGUGUUCGGGAAAGAGCUCAAAGUGGGCAGCAAGGAGGCUGCAUUCACCUACGCUAUCAUAGCCGCCGGGGUCGCCCAUGCAGUGACCGCGGCCUGCACCCAGGGGAGCCUGAGCGGAUGCGGCUGCGACAAGGACAAGCAGGGCUUCUACAACCAGGAGGAGGGCUGGAAAUGGGGCGGCUGCUCCGCGGACGUCCACUACGGUCUGGGUUUCUCUAAGGUGUUUGUGGACGCGCGGGAGAUCAAGCAGAACGCCAGGACUCUCAUGAAUUUACACAACAAUGAAGUAGGACGCAAGGUUCUGGAGAAGGGGAUGCGUCUGGAGUGCAAGUGUCAUGGUGUUUCUGGAUCCUGCACCACCAAGACGUGCUGGACGACGCUCCCCAAGUUCCGCCAGCUGGGAUACAUUCUCAAGGACAAGUACAACCAGGCUGUACACGUGGAACCGGUGCGAGCCAGCCGCAACAAGCGCCCCACCUUCCUGAAGAUCAAAAAGCCACACUCCUACCGCAAGCCCAUGGACUCGGACCUGGUGUACAUCGAGAGGUCGCCCAACUAUUGCGAGGCCGACACCCUGACUGGCAGCAUGGGAACGCAGGGCCGACUGUGCAACAAAACAGCUCAGCAGCCCAACAGCUGCGACCUGAUGUGCUGCGGUCGGGGAUAUAACACGCACCAGUACUCACGCGUUUGGCAGUGCAAUUGCAAGUUCCUGUGGUGCUGCUACGUCAAGUGCAACACCUGCAGCGAGAGGACAGAGGUGUACACGUGUAAAUAGAGAUAUUUAUUGGACCCUUAUUUAGACGCACAGCAAGACUGGACUGUGUACGAGUGUUAAUGUGAUUCACGACGUGGCUGUGGAGGGAUCGCCUUACUGAGUUGGCAUGACAGCAAUCACAACUGGUUCAUCCAAUUUGUGUUUAUUAUAAUGAUGCCAAUGGACAUCUGCCAAGACACUGGACUCAACCUGUAGGCUCGUAAAUGUUAUUUUUAUGUUUUAAUGCUGCAUGCUUAUUUUCUCUGCGGGACAUUCUGGUCUACUGGCAUGACUCACCUCACACCAUAAGAGUUUUUUUUGUUGACUAAUAAUUUAUUGAAUGAGAAAACUACUGAUCAUUUUGAAAAGUCACUGUCAGUUAAAUCCGGUAAAGUCAUAAGCUGGCAAAGAUGCCUGGUUUUCAUAUCAAGUGCACUUAAAAGCUUAAAGGACUUUUUUUUCCCCCCUUUUUUACAAGACAAUUUAAACACUGGAGCUGAAAACUGAAACAGGAGUGAAUGGCACAUUUAGGACCCUGCAGCUCUUUUGCAUUAAGUCCAGCAGAAGAACAGUAAACUACUGAUCCUGGGCUUGGUAUGAUAGUAUUGUUUUCUACUUGUUUCUGUCCCACUUCCCCUCCAUUUUGCUGCUAGUUGUCUGGAAAGUUCUGGAGUUUGUGAACCGAGCAGCCAUAUUGACUCUUCAAGCUAUCCGCCAGGAGCAAACGCAAGCUUCCAGACAGAAAUUGCCCUUAAUGUUGGUUGAUAGAAUAUAUUUUGUAAGAGAUUAUUUUUAUAUAAAUAUGUUUUUUAAUUUAUUUUCUAUCUCUGUGUAAGAUAUUUUUCCCUCUAGCAUUUCUAGCGGUGCAGUUACUGAGUUUAGCGAAAGGAAACGACCCAUUGAAACACUGGUUUUAAAAAAAAUGUGUCCUUUUUUUCCGCAGCAAAAUAUCAUAAUGUUACACUGAAAUGUGCGGUAUUGUUCAGGAAAACUCUUUUAGAGAGCCGAAGUCCUAAUGUCACCUCAAGGCUAGCUGCUGUUCCAUUAGCUUCUAUAAGUCCAUGCUACCUCUGGUAGAAAGGUUUUUCUGUCUUUUAAAAAAAAUAAAACAUGUUUUUGGAGUUUAAUAUUCAUAUUCUGGUAUAAGUUCAUGCAUUAAUUAUGAGAAUUUCAACUCAUGUUAGCUAGCUAAGCAAAUUGCACAACAAUCAUACAUGCUAAAAUUAGCUUCUAUGAUUUUUAAAGCAUGAUACACUUGUGGCAGAAAUUAGAGUAACACCAUACCUGUCAAGAAUCCCAUUUUUCAUGAGAUUCUUUCUUAUUUCACCCUCUCCAGCUGUUCUGCCUUUUAAAUAUUCUCCCAUUAUUGUCACAUACUUUAACCUUUCCUAAAAAUAUUUGGGGGUGAAGCCCAUUGAUGGUUGGUAUAACCACCUGCUCAUGUGUUGCAUUUUACUACAUAAGCUGUAUAGGAAUCAUAGACUGUAUUUAAAAGAUGAUGUAGCCUCUGGGUUAAAUAAAUGAAACCAACUGCCUUAAAACUGCAUUCUUUAUAGCAGCCAGCAGGGGAGUGGAAAAAGUCUUGUGAUUGUAUAGAAGACUAUGAGACAAUGAACAAAUUUCUCAUUUGACUUGUUAUCUCAGCAAACAUGUUCCCAAAUAGUUUAUGGUCUUAAUCCAUGGUUUAAAGUCUGCUUUAAUACAACACGGUAUUCAUUUAGUACACUAUAGUCUCAUUUAGAGUAAAAUAGACGAUAAAGCCAAGUAUGUUGCAGGGAGGGGCUACUGCUGAAGGUUCUUAGUUAAGUUAUUAUUGCCAAGGCCAAUACCCUAUCUCGCAGUUUCAAGAAAGCAAUCCAGACCACAUCAAAGUUUAAAUUUGUUCCACCAAAUUUCAUGAAAUACUGCCUGGUCGUUCUUGCGUAAUCCUGCUGAUAGAUGGACAAACUGAAAACAUAUCUCCACCUUGGUGGAGAAAUAAGAAUUCUUCAUCUAUUUAUGGCUUCACCUACAUGACAUUGUUGUCCAAGGUGACGUUCCCAGGCAGUUGUUCCUAUAAAUGUGCCAUGAAUGAGGCAUUAUUACUUCAUGAACAGCACCUAGAAGUGAUGGUUUCACUUCGGCUCUCUAUGAAGGUUUUUCACUUUCUCUCCAACAUCAACUAACACCUAGCUUAUGGACAUAUGUAAGGUGCAUUUUGCCUUUAAUUAGAUAGUAGAAAGUAGAUGAAAUGGCUGUGACAUGCAAAGGUACCGGCACACAAAGAAACUAAUAUUACAAUCAAGUAAAAUUACUUUAAAUAGAAGUUGUUAUUAAGAAGAUGAAAUAUCUGACUAAGCCUUCAGUCCUAACUUGACAAUUUUUGAUACUCCGUUCGUCAAACACAUUUUGGUUGGUUUUUGCCAGCACCAUGAAUUGGCCUUCAGUGUCAAAAUCUGAUAUCUUAUUCUAACAGUUAUAUAGAAAGUAACCUGAGGUACCUUAACAGGGACACUUCUGAUCAGUCAUGAUAACAAAUUGGUAUCAUGACAGGUGGAUUUUAGCUAGAACUGUAAGACACCUUCAUCACUGGAGGUUAAAUUACACGACUAUGGUUGCAUAAACCAUGCAAGUUCUAGUCAACGCUGACUCGGUCCUCAUUAAAGGUUGUUCCAUGUAAUUUAACUGAUGCUUUUCCAGCUGCUGUAGUUGCUCUUAAAUCAGAGGUCGUUGUUGACCUUUACCAUGUAAAACCAAGUUGUCCUUUUGUUCUAUGUUUUGGUUAAUAAAAGUCUCAGAUUUAACAGAA
Molecule: messenger RNA, 4226 nt
Organism: Amphiprion ocellaris (clown anemonefish)
Lineage: Eukaryota; Metazoa; Chordata; Actinopteri; Pomacentridae
Gene: wnt7aa
Product: wingless-type MMTV integration site family, member 7Aa
Exons: 4
Coding region: 410-1459 (349 amino acids)
Biological process (GO): neuron differentiation; cell fate commitment; canonical Wnt signaling pathway
Cellular component (GO): extracellular region
Molecular function (GO): cytokine activity; frizzled binding
Source: RefSeq, a predicted model, not a curated record